Messenger RNA from Colletotrichum truncatum, 2205 nucleotides. RefSeq lists its product as uncharacterized. The record is from RefSeq and is a predicted model, not a curated record. NCBI's taxonomy places the organism in Eukaryota, Fungi, Ascomycota, Sordariomycetes, Glomerellales, Glomerellaceae.
AUGACAGCCACACGCCACCAUGACCAUGACGCUGGCGCUCCAUUGCUUGAAUUGAACCAGAUACCCCCUGCACACAAACCAUCAACUGAACAUCCUCACAUGUCGUCUAACGCUUUUAGCGGUAACAAAAGGCCUUUGACUCCCCUUUUCCCAACCCAAGACUCGUCUGCGCACCACAGAUUGGCCGCUGACAAUUUGUCGCAUAAAAAGCCUGGAGCUUAUGCCAAGAUCGCUUCGUCAAAGGGGUCGGAUCGAGAGCGCAAAUUACUGCAGUUUGGAGAAAACCAUUGGGGAUUGGAGAUUUCUGCGAUAAUCCUCAGCAUCUGCGCUCUUGUUGCGAUAAUUGUUCUGCUGCCGCUGUUUGAGAACAAGCCCCUAACACAAUGGUCCUUGCCCAUAUCGAUGAACGCCAUAUUGUCCAUCCUUGGGGCUACUUCUCGAGCAUCACUUGCGUUUGCCAUAAGCGCUUGCAUCAGCCAAGGGAAAUGGAACUGGUAUUGCAAGAGGAGCGACGAAAUAAUGACUUUUAACCGAUUCGAGGAAGCUAGUCGGGGACCUUGGGGGAGCAUCCGCCUGCUGUGGUGGACUAAACUUAGAAACUGGACUGCUCUUGGAGCCUUAUCGGCAGUUGUACUGGUCGGGUUCGAACCAUUCCUUCAAGCCAUUAUCACAUUCUCGGGUGAAGAAAUGGACAUGCCAGAAUCUUCAACAGCAGCAGCCAUCGGUAGGACGAAAAGGCUAGAUGUCGGCCUACAUAGCUAUAGCUAUGGCGAUCCCAUGCCAGGAACUCUGGAUGGCUCAUUUUCUCGCGUCACCUUUGAAGGCAAGCGAUCCGAAUACGAUUUUGGUGCCUUGGCAGCCAUCUGGGAAGGCUUUUCUAACCUGAGCUCUGUCGACAAUCUGAAGCCAAACUUCAACUGCGCUACGGGAAACUGUACAUGGGAACCGUACACAUCAUUGGCUGUUUGCGCCGCCUGUUACGACAUAUCAAGCUACGUGGCCCGGUCAAGCGGGGAGGCGGUCCUUAAUGAUAGCCUCAUCACAGUUUUCCACCAGCCUGACGAUGACACUCAUUUUUCCCGCAAUAAAACCAAAAAGUUCCCCUAUACGAGAUAUGAAAUUCCGGACAUGGACCUUAGCAUAUCCAAUUUCCAUGGAAUUGCUCAGUCAUCAAUAUACAGAACCGAUCAGAGGGUGAAAGAUGAGUAUGGUGGUUAUUCCUCCUGGAUGGUCGGAGCAGAGUUGACGGCUCGAGCAACCUGCAGACCAAGUGAUACUCUAUCGUUCAGAGACUCCAAAACCCUAAUUAUCUCUUUUGCAACCAUCCAGGCAAGUGAAGAGUACCGGCAAAGGCACCAACGUUGGGAAGAGAGCAAGGUCACAUCAGAGGAAUGUGCACUGUACUUUUGCACAAACACGUACCAGUCCACCGUGCGACAAAACGUUUUGAACGAAUCAAUACUGAGUUCCCAUUCGAACCGUAACCUCGACUCUUUCACCACGGAGGACCUCGAAGCGAUUGAUGAAUACAAAGCCUACAACGAGCUCACGAACUACACACUCUACUGGAGCUCCCGAGACUCUAAACGUACAGACCUACAACUGAUUUCACCAAAUGAAAACUACUCGGCUACUACUGGGACUGUUGAAGAUAACUCCCAACGGUUCAAUGUGUCUUAUAAUACUAUUGGGUCUGUUUUGAGUUGGUUUCUUGAAGAGUUUUCUCGGUACCCAACACCACGGAGCGACAAAAUGCUUGCAUAUCCAACUUAUGGCGGAGAGACACCUGCACUCAACGCCUUAGCAGCUUCGCAAAACAUGACGAGAACAUUUGAAAAUGUCGCUGUUAGUCUGACCAAGUGGAUGCGUAACCGCUCGCUCCAGACCGAUCCGCUUGCUGGAACAAUGAAACAGUGGGUGAUUCGGAUUAGAGUGAACUGGGCUUUCUUGUCGCUGCCUGUUGGUGCCCUCAUAGGAGGCUGUAUCUUCUGCAUAUGGUCUAUCUUGGAAACUCGUGGGUUAGGGCUCCCAGCGUGGAAAGGAAGCUCACUGGCGACUCUUGCUCAUGGCCUCGAUGAAAGUGGGAGGUCACUGUUGAGAGAAGCCAGCAGUGAAUCUGAGAUGGACGAAAGAGCAAGAGGGAUGGACGUCAAGUUUGAGUACUCUCAAGGUGGACCAGAACUGAUACCUGUUAAUAAAGUAUGA